AUGUCAGCACAAGACUACUACGGCGGCUCCCGCCCAAACACGCACACCCCGGGCGGCUCCCGCUCCGCCAGCGCAGAACGACCCCGCCCCGGCCACCAUUCCCACUCGCACUCCCCCCACCACCGCUCCCGCUCCAGCGGCCCACCGCCACCCGCCGGCGCCGACGCCCAGUUCGGCGAGGACGGCGAGCGCGGCCUCGUCUCCACAAUCGGCGGCGGCGCCGCCGGAGGCUACGCCGGUAAGAAGUUCCUCGGCGGAAAGCUCGGCGCCGUCGCGGGCGCCGUCGCCGGCGCAGUCGCCGCCAACAAGCUCGAGAACCGGCUCAGCGAUGCAAGGGCCACCACUCGCACCAGGGGGAACACCAACCAGGGGGGUACUACGCCCGGUGGGGCCUUGGUCUGCCACCACCACGGACACCACCACUACGGCCCUCCCCGCCCGCACGCGCCGCACUUUGGGCCCCCGCACCUCGGCGGUAGCCACCAUUCCUCCGGCCCCUUUGGCGGUCUCGUCGGCUCGUUCAUGGGCGGUGGCAAGCCCGGCGGCGGCCACUUCGGGAGCCAUUUCGGCGGCAGUCACCGCGGGCACCACGGCCACCACGGGCAUCAUGGCCACCACGGCUGGUAG
Molecule: messenger RNA, 627 nt
Organism: Colletotrichum graminicola M1.001
Lineage: Eukaryota; Fungi; Ascomycota; Sordariomycetes; Glomerellales; Glomerellaceae
Exons: 2
Coding region: 1-627 (208 amino acids)
Cellular component (GO): outer membrane
Source: RefSeq, a predicted model, not a curated record